GUUUCUGCUCCUAAGGGGCGACCGUCGCCAAGGUGGCGGUCACUGCAUCCCGGCCCACCUCCGCCGCCCUGGGCGUGGUAUCAGCGAGCCCUGGGACUAUGACGGGUCAGGGCCAGUCGGGAUCAGGGUCGUCGGUGGGGAGCACGAUAUUCCGCCACGUCCGGUACGAGAAUCUGGUAGCGGGCGUGAGCGGCGGGGUUCUGUCCAACCUCGCGCUGCACCCGCUCGACCUCGUGAAGAUCCGCUUCGCCGUGAGUGAUGGAUUGGAACUGAGACCAAAAUAUAAAGGAAUUGUGCAUUGCUUGACUACCAUUUGGAAACUUGAUGGACUACGGGGACUUUACCAAGGAGUAACCCCAAAUGUGUGGGGUGCAGGUUUAUCCUGGGGACUCUACUUUUUCUUUUACAAUGCCAUCAAAUCAUACAAGACAGAAGGAAGAGCUGAUCGUUUAGAGGCAACAGAAUACCUCGUCUCGGCUGCUGAAGCUGGAGCCAUGACCCUCUGCAUUACAAACCCAUUAUGGGUAACAAAAACUCGCCUUAUGUUACAGUACAAUGGUGUUGUUAACUCCUCACAACGACAGUAUAAAGGAAUGUUUGAUACACUUCUGAAAAUAUAUAAGUAUGAAGGUGUGCGAGGAUUGUAUAAGGGAUUUAUUCCUGGGCUGUUUGGAACAUCACAUGGUGCCCUUCAAUUUAUGGCAUAUGAAUUGUUGAAGUUGAAAUACAACCAGCAUAUCAAUAGAUUACCAGAAGCCCAGUUGAGCACAGUAGAAUAUAUAUCUGUUGCAGCACUAUCGAAAAUAUUUGCCGUAGCGGCAACAUACCCAUAUCAAGUUGUGAGAGCUCGUCUUCAGGAUCAACACAUGUUUUACAAGGGCGUGUUGGAUGUAAUCACGAAGACAUGGAGGAAAGAAGGCAUCGGUGGAUUUUACAAAGGAAUUGCCCCCAAUUUGAUUAGAGUGACCCCAGCCUGCUGUAUUACUUUUGUGGUAUAUGAAAAUGUCUCACAUUUUCUACUUGACCUCAGAGAGGAAAAAAAAGUAAGCUAGAAGAAGAUCAUCUCAAUUCGUCUGCUUAACGCGGCAGUUGCUCCUUUGUGUUUGAGGUAUAAACCUCAGAAGAAUGCUGCACAGCAACAUGGUUCAUAAUGGAAAUUGGUGUAUAAUCAUUAGAAGUCAAAGAACUGCUAAGACUUUGCAAUGUUGUUUUGCUCUUUGCCUUCCCCAUAUGUUUGGGACUUGGCUACCUCUGCCAGAAAUGGCUCCCAUCCACAUGACAGUAAAACUGACGUCAAGUGGAGAAUUUCACAAAUUUCUCUAUUUUAGUGUUCAAGUAGAAGCUGAUCACAGCAUUUGCUAAAUGGAUUAGAUGAAUGUGCUUCUUUUUGUGAACUCAUUUGCCUGGAUCGGCUUUAAAAUCAGUCUGUGUGCAAUAGCAAGAAAAUGGCUUCUGAAAAGAAUUGUCGUUGUUUCAAGAGUAAAUUAAACUUGAAGGAUUUGCUGGAAAAAUUGUUGCUUAAAUCCAGACCAUUUUUGAAUUGGGAAAUUUUGGUGAGGGGAAAAAAAACAACAACACCGUAAAUGUGCGUUAGUUUAAAUUCAGUUGGAACGUGCUAACUAGGGAAAUUUGAGACGUAUAUACUUCUCUUCGUUUGAGAAAUAUAUUUGUUGUCAUUCUGUCAUUAAUUUUUUCCCUGGGGGCUCUUCCAUAAUUUAAAAUGUAAUUGUGGAUCCAGUUAUUAUAUUUUUUGACAUUGGUACUUGGUAUUUCUUAAACUUAACAAAAUCUGAACUCAGAUGCAGCUGUGUCUGCCCUUAUUUAGAAUAUUUGGCUAUAAGUCACUAAUUGGCUAUUAAUCACUAAUAGAUCACCUCACACACAUACUGGAAUGAUUGGGAUCUGUAUGUUGAGAAACUGUGUGGAAAUGGGAAACUUUAACUUCUUAUUUCAACUAUGAGAUGUAUGGGUCCAGAUCCCAAAUAAACGAUUAGUCUAGAUUAGUUGCUCAUAUUCAGGUUUAAAUACAGGUUACACUAAUGGCCAUUAUUGAUUUAACUUUUAUGAGUCAUUAUAAAUAUCUAUAAAAGCCUGUCCCCAAAGGAUGCCAGAAUAAUAUUUUUAUUUAUCAUAAACUUCUAUGAAUGCUGUUGCACUUCCAUCUAGUUGUAAAUAAACAUUGUGGUUUUCAAAGCCAUAUUUAAAUGGUUCUUUGAAGAUAGGUCUAUUUUUUAUAUUUUGAAAAUGGCAUUGUUCUAAAAAUGUGGAACAGUAAGUAAUUGUAUUUACUAUAAUCUCUUGUAACAUGCACAGAAAUACUUUAUAAAUUAAAUGUGAUGUAUUUUUUCAUCCUUCUGGGUUUACUACUAUAAUUCAUCUGAAUCCCUGACGUUAGUCCCUAUACAAAAUACUGGCUGCAGUUGCUGUUUGGAAUUUUAGAGGUAGUGCCAUUAUUUGAAUGCUUCUUGUGUACCCCCAAAUUAAUAAAACAUAAUUUCUGUCUUCUAA
This is a messenger RNA of Panthera uncia (snow leopard), 2508 nucleotides long. RefSeq names its product solute carrier family 25 member 32 (gene SLC25A32). Gene Ontology annotation, molecular function: folic acid transmembrane transporter activity; FAD transmembrane transporter activity. Gene Ontology annotation, biological process: nucleotide transport; folate import into mitochondrion; mitochondrial transport. The coding region runs from base 99 to 1052 and encodes 317 amino acids. NCBI's taxonomy places the organism in Eukaryota, Metazoa, Chordata, Mammalia, Carnivora, Felidae. Gene Ontology annotation, cellular component: mitochondrion; mitochondrial membrane. The record is from RefSeq and is a predicted model, not a curated record. The transcript has 7 exons.